UCAUCGCAUUUGAUCAAAGCUUCCUUCCCUCUCGGUUGGUCAACACUCAAAAACUCAUUUUUUUCUAACUCCAACAGUUCACUUCAGUCCGUACCAACAACCGCCGUCCUACCCUCUCACCGUCGCCGGCGCUGUUAAAAAUCUUCUCUUUACGAAAACGACAUGUCUCUUUGUUCGCCUGGAUUCUCUGCGUCGCCAUCGAACCUCUUCUACACUGACGUUUCGACCAGGCAAUGCGGCUUCCACCACCACCACAACCUCGCUGUCGAUGGUUGGGUUUUUCAUUCUUCCCGCCAGUCUUUAUCGAUCGAGAACAGUGGGUUUCGUCUGAAGUGCACUGAAUCAGACUCCGUUGCUAAGACGAUCGAGUUUACUGAUCGCGGCGAUGGUGGUGAUGGUGGGAAUUUUUUGGGUGGCGGAGGAAAUGGAGGCGGAGGCGGAGACGAGGGUGAUGGUGAUGGUGAAGAGAAGGAGUUUGGACCGAUAAUGAAGUUUGAGGAGGUAAUGAAGGAGGCCGAAACUCGAGGAGUGAAGCUUCCUUCCGACAUGGUUGAGGCUGCUAAAUCCACCGGAAUUAGGAAAGCUUUCCUUUCCCGGUACUUAGAUCUGGAGGGAUCAGCUUGGCCAUUGGGUUUUCUCAUGAAACACUGCUCUAUGUUACGAAAUCGAAUGCUGGCAGAUCCUUCCUUCUUGUUCAAAGUUGGGACAGAGGUAGUCAUAGAUUCUUGUUGUGCAACGUUUGCCGAAGUUCAGAAGAGGGGAAAAGAUUUCUGGGCGGAAUUCGAGUUGUAUGCUGCUGAUCUUUUGGUUGGUGUAGUUGUUGAUAUUGCUUUGGUAGGCAUGUUAGCACCCUAUGCUCGAAUAGGGAAGCCUCCAUCCGUGUCGAAAGGUUUAUUUGGACAAAUACAACAGGCUACCAGGGCACUUCCUAGCAGUGUCUUUGAAGCCGAAAGACCAGGAUGUACAUUUACAGCGAAGCAACGAGUUGCCACAUACUUUUAUAAGGGAGUGUUGUAUGGAUCGGUUGGAUUUGGAUGUGGUCUUAUUGGCCAAGGCAUUGCAAACAUGAUCAUGAAUGCUAAAAGGAGCAUAAAGAAAUCCGAAGAGGAUAUACCUAUUCCUCCUCUGCUUGGAAGUGCUGCACUUUGGGGUGUUUUUCUUGCUGUGUCGUCCAACACACGUUACCAAAUUAUAAAUGGACUCGAACAGCUUGUCGAAGCAUCACCUUUGGCAAAACAGGUGCCACCAGUCGCGAUGGCAUUCACAGUAGGUGUACGAUUUGCCAACAACAUAUACGGGGGUAUGCAGUUUAUAGAUUGGGCUAAACUGAGCGGAGUGCAAUAGCUGCAAUACAUAUAAAUGUCUCUCAUUUUCAAUAUCAAAUAAGCUAUAGAAAUAUUUUAUAUAUUUUCUUGAGCAAUAAGAGUUUUUGAGUUUGAAGUAGUACAUUUUCUGGGCUUAGACACUGCAUUCUCAUUUUACAGUCUCUAAGGUAAAGAAAGAUAAUCACUUUAAAGCAUAAAUUAGAUCAUUUUACAUAUAAACAUGACCCUCUUAGGUAGAAGAGCUCAUGAAAGUGUUAAUAUGCUUGGAUUUUUUUUAAACUGCUUUGCCAUGAAAUUACUUUUCUC
Molecule: messenger RNA, 1631 nt
Organism: Cannabis sativa
Lineage: Eukaryota; Viridiplantae; Streptophyta; Magnoliopsida; Rosales; Cannabaceae
Product: protein RETICULATA-RELATED 1, chloroplastic
Exons: 7
Coding region: 163-1344 (393 amino acids)
Biological process (GO): plant organ development
Cellular component (GO): chloroplast inner membrane
Source: RefSeq, a predicted model, not a curated record